Messenger RNA from Aspergillus puulaauensis, 297 nucleotides. RefSeq lists its product as uncharacterized. Bases 1 to 297 code for a protein of 98 amino acids. The record is from RefSeq and is a predicted model, not a curated record. Lineage: Eukaryota; Fungi; Ascomycota; Eurotiomycetes; Eurotiales; Aspergillaceae. The transcript is spliced from 2 exons.
AUGAAGUUCUCCGUGUUUACCGCGCUUGCCACCCUCGCUGCCCUGACCAGCGCCUUCGACGUCUCGGUCACCUUCUACGGCGAGAACAACGAAGAAUCUUACAGCCUCUUGGUUCCAACUGACAGGACCCAAGUUCAAAUCGAUAACCCCCUAGUCGUUCACCGCGUCACCUCGCCCGGCGGCGGCUUCUGUACCUUUGUGGGUGUCGACGGCGAGAGUGUUGUUAUCUAUGCGGAGGAUGAGAAGUUCCUUAAGACGCCGCAGGCGAUCAAGUGGGGGAGUUGUGGAAAUAACUAA